Molecule: messenger RNA, 954 nt
Organism: Phytophthora sojae
Lineage: Eukaryota; Oomycota; Peronosporomycetes; Peronosporales; Peronosporaceae
Exons: 2
Coding region: 1-954 (317 amino acids)
Source: RefSeq, a predicted model, not a curated record
AUGGUCUUCUUCAAGGCAAAGCACAUUACUCGACCUCACUCCGUCAACAAUUCCACGAGCCAGAAAGAGGCGAGUUACGCAACUUGGCCCCGUCAUCUGUAUACGAUCGCCAAACUGAUCUCAAGAUCUCUUCGGGCUCGUGCUUUCCACGUGGAUCCUGCCAGCUUCGCUUUUUUAUCUUGUCUUUGUCUAAGUUUGACAAACUGCGCAUCCACACAGACUGCUUUAGCAGCUGCUUGUGGCGCCAUAGGAUCCUUCCCAUUGCUCCAUGCAGAACGCCCCACUUUCCAAUUUACCUCUCUUCCUACACCGUGCCCAACCCAGGUAAACUUCCCAAAGUCCUGUCAUGAGGUUCCGCCACGUAGUCGUUCUGCUGUGCUUCUUGGAAUCGCCGCAGCAACCGGCGAAUCCCAGCUGAAGACAUCAGCCACCCUGACCCACACACUCGAUAGCAAUACCCCCACCAAGAGACUUCUAAGAGCUUAUGAGGACGAAGAGAGGGGUAUUUCUGCAAAGAUUCCCGGCCUGGAGAAGAUUUCAAGCGUGCUCAAGUCAAGCAAGACCAAAGAGCUGGAGGGGCUUCUCAAGACGGGUGAAUCUAUCGGUAACGCCUUCAAGACGUUGAAGCUGAGCACGAUGCCAAUUGGCAAGAAUGGCUUCAUCGAAUCGAAGCUGGUCGAUCCAAAUGGUGCAAUGGUCACAGCGCUCACGAACGUUUUCGGCGAGAGAAAUCUGGCAAUAAUGAUCGUGUUGGGUAAGGAUACAAGGAGUUCCAGAGGCAUAGCCAAGAAAUUGGAGAGCGCGUUGUUCAACUCGUGGUUCAUUCAGAAGAAACAGCCGGAUGCACGUCUCUCGCGCUACUGGGGCAGGACAAGGCAAGAAAACUCUUCAGCAGUACAAAUCCGCAAGUCAAAAAUGGGGAGAACGGGUGAGAUCACGGAAAAUCGACAUUGA